Messenger RNA from Monomorium pharaonis (pharaoh ant), 2172 nucleotides. RefSeq names its product protein deltex (gene dx). Bases 30 to 1628 code for a protein of 532 amino acids. Lineage: Eukaryota; Metazoa; Arthropoda; Insecta; Hymenoptera; Formicidae. The record is from RefSeq and is a predicted model, not a curated record. Gene Ontology annotation, molecular function: zinc ion binding; ubiquitin protein ligase activity. The transcript is spliced from 6 exons. Gene Ontology annotation, biological process: protein ubiquitination; Notch signaling pathway. Gene Ontology annotation, cellular component: nucleoplasm.
ACGGAGGCACGACAGCUACGUGAGAGAGGAUGAGCAGCGCCCAGGGGCAGGAGCAUGGACAUGCGGUGGUCGUGUGGGAGUGGGAGAAUCAUCACGGACGUUGGAGGCCCUACAGCCCGGCCGUGUCGCAGCAUCUCGAACGGGCCCAUUAUAAGAAACUCACGCGGGUCUUCCUCAAUGACGCGGAUCCCACCCUCGACAGGUAUUACAUCAACUUGAAGACAAAAACACAAUGCAGCGACGAUGGCGACGAGACGCACAAUGUAAGGAGAAAGUUUUAUCUACCAGGUUCACCAGCCGGCAAAGGUGCCAAGUGGGAAUGGGCAGGUGAUUCAGAUGAUUGGCACACUUAUGAUAUGGAAGUGCAAUGUCUCAUAGAGGAAGCAUGGGCGAGAGGUGACAAAACUAUCGACAUUUCCAAGACCUACUUAGGAUUCCCCUACAUCAUCAACUUCUGCAAUCUGACACAAGUGAGAUGUUGUACGGGCUAUGUGAGGCCGAUAAGACGCAUACAACAGGCGCCUUAUCCACUGGUCAAAGUCGCGCUGGAAGAGUUGCAAGUCACUUCUGGGAGAAGAUCCGCAUCAGUUAUGGUCAAGAGUUCAACCGUCAAGGUUACGCAUAAGAAAUCGUCUAACGGAAGUACAAAGAAAAACAAGAAAGGUAAAAACGGGGAGACGAACGAACCGACGAAUAUCGCGCGCGUUAUUCUUAGUAACUUCAAUAUAUUCAGCAGCAAACAUGGCAUCGAGAACAAUCCCACGGCAACGAAUGUGGAAUCUGGUCAAAAAAGAAAGACCUGGGAUACGGUGCUCGACGUCGAUUCCAGCAGUACUAAGAGUGGUCGCAGACCAAGCGUGGAUACUGUGUCUACAUACUUGAGUCACGAAAAUCCAGUCGAUUUGCUAGAUAGCAGCAUAGGAAGCGACGACGCGGGUUUCAAGGAUUCCAUUCUCGGGAUGGACGCCACGUCCGAUGUGAUAUCCCAGUACGUGAAGGUGGUGGAGAGCGAUGGUUCCGAUUCGUGUCCCGUAUGUCUGGGUGCUCCAGAGCCAUUGACGGUCGAACUGACGCGUUGCAGGCACAGACUGCACUUGGCGUGCUUGAACGCGAUGCUCAGCUGCCAGCAGCCGCCCAUGUACAUACAGUGUCCAGUUUGUCGUAUGAUCUACGGCGAAAAGAGGGGUAAUCAGCCGCCAGGCAUGAUGAACUGGACACGAAUACCGCGGGCAUUACCGGGCUUCCCGAAUACCAAUACCAUACAAAUUACUUAUGACAUUCCAUCCGGAAUUCAGGGUAACGAACAUCCGAAUCCGGGCCAGGCGUAUUACGCCGUGGGCUUCCCCCGGGUAUGCUAUCUGCCAGAUAACACUCUUGGUCGUCGUGUACUGAGACUACUGCAGAUCGCAUUCGAGCGCAGACUAAUUUUCACGAUCGGCCGAUCGGUCACCACUGGUCGCGAAGACGUCGUCACAUGGAACGAGAUUCAUCACAAAACUGAGCUCGGACCUUCUACGUCUGGCCAUGGUUACCCCGACUAUAGUUACCUCGAACGAACGCUUGCGGAACUGGCGGCGCAAGGUGUGACAGAUGGGCAAUCGUCGCCAAUAUAUCAACAACUGCAUUAAUUGCGAUCAUUAAUAUACAAAUGAAGUGCUCAUCUGCAAAAAUGAGCUGAUCCACUGUUAUUUCAGGAAAAGAAAGAGACUCGACUAGUUGAAAUAUUCAUAAAACUUCAGAGUCUUGUUAUUAAGCGCAAUAAAUCUCUUAAUUUUGUAGAUUGACUCAUUUUUGCAUAGCGUAUAAAUAUUCGCGAUAAAUUUAAGGUCUUCAUUAACACUUUGUCAAAUUUUUCAAAUAUAUGUAUACAAAUUUUUUUCGAAAGUACAUGAAUGCGUAUUACCAAAAUAUGAAAAUUAGUUUUUAAAAUUUUUCUCAGUUUCAGUUUAGUAAAUCUUUCAUUGGCAAAGUGUUAAUAUAAACUUACGACUUAGAGAUAAAAACUAGCACGAAGCAUUGGAAAUGUAUAUUCUAAAACAUUAAUUUGAUCUUUAUUCCGUGCUAAGCAAGGAACUGAUAGAUAUAUUGACAAUUAUUGAUAGAUGUAUCCUAGAAAGCUAAAUCUUAGAUUUUUAUCCUCUACUUCCUCAUGUAAUGGGCUUAAGGGUGUAU